Messenger RNA from Anoplopoma fimbria (sablefish), 1419 nucleotides. Its product is annotated as deoxynucleoside triphosphate triphosphohydrolase SAMHD1-like. Bases 1 to 1419 code for a protein of 472 amino acids. Gene Ontology annotation, molecular function: dGTPase activity. Gene Ontology annotation, biological process: defense response to virus; dGTP catabolic process; regulation of innate immune response. The transcript is spliced from 14 exons. Gene Ontology annotation, cellular component: nucleus. NCBI's taxonomy places the organism in Eukaryota, Metazoa, Chordata, Actinopteri, Perciformes, Anoplopomatidae. The record is from RefSeq and is a predicted model, not a curated record.
AUGACGCUCUGCACCACACCAGUGGUUAAGAAAAGCUGCUCGGGCUUGCAGAGCGCUCAGGAGAACUGGGUGUUCAAUGAUCCCAUCCACGGCACGGUGGAGUUACACCCUCUUCUCGUCAAAAUGAUAGACACGCCUCAAUUCCAGAGGCUGCGAUACAUCAAGCAGCUCGGAGGGGCCUACUUUGUUUACCCAGGAGCAUCCCACAACCGCUUUGAACACUGCAUUGGGGUGGCGCACUUGGCAGGAGAGCUUGCAAAAGCUCUGAAAACAAGGCAGCCAGAACUCAACAUCGAUGACAGAGACGUCCUUUGUGUGCAGAUUGCUGGUCUUUGCCAUGACCUGGGACAUGGGCCUUUUUCCCAUAGUUUUGAAACGUUCAUCCACAAAGCACGUCCAGGAAGAAAUUGGAAGCAUGAGGAAGCCUCUCUAACAUUGUUUGACUACAUGGUGGACAGUAAUAACCUGGAGGAGGAAAUGAGGCGUUACGGCCUGCAGCUGCCCGAUGACAUGGAGUUCAUUAAAGAGCUGAUUAAAGGAGAGGCACGUGUCUUUGUGAAUUGUGUGAAAUCACCAUUUAAAGGCCGUCCAGAUAAGCCCUUCCUCUAUGAAAUCGUGGCCAACAAAAGAAAUGGCAUUGAUGUGGACAAGUUUGACUACCUUGCCAGGGACGCCUACAACCUGGGCAUCAAGAGCAGCUUUGACCAUCGCCGCUUCAUAAAGUUUGCCAGGGUGUGCAAAGUGUGCAAGAAGUGCGGAGAGAACAAAGAGAAGCACGUGUGCAAGGCUGACGGAGAAUAUCAAAUCUGCAUGAGAGACAAGGAGGUGAACAAUCUGUACGACUUGUUCCACCUAAGAUACAGCCUCCACAGCAGAGCCUACCAGCACAAAGUGAACAACAUCAUAGAGCACAUGAUCACAGAGGCCUUUUUAAAAGCAGACGAGCACAUCCAGAUUGAAGGCUCAGAAGGGCAGAUGUUCACUCUCUCCACAGCCAUAGACGACGUGGAGGCCUACACCAAGCUGACAGAUCAUGUUUAUGAAACAAUACUCCACUCUUCCCAACCGGAGCUGGCUGAGGCGAAGCAGAUCCUCAGCAGGAUCGUCGAUCGGAAUCACUACAGGUUCCUGGUUGAAACAAGGCCUACUACUUCCAUUGAGAACAUGAUUGCCGAGUGGCAGAGGGAUAACAACAUCCCUGAGGGGAUGACACCAGAAGAGAACAUGAAGCGUGGUUGGGAACAGGAAUUGGCUGAAGCCCGAGACGGUCAGGACUUCAGAUUGACAGCAGAGGACUUUAAAGUGGAUGGAUCCAUGUCACAGCCACAAUGCUUCUCUGAGCAGCUGAUCAGGAUUUACUGUAAGAAGACUGAUGAGUCCAGUGUGAACGCUGCCCGCAGGCAGAGGAACCCACAGUAA